Hemicordylus capensis (graceful crag lizard) is the source of this 2485-nucleotide messenger RNA. It is a transcript of the gene TMEM106C, whose product is annotated as transmembrane protein 106C. The record is from RefSeq and is a predicted model, not a curated record. Lineage: Eukaryota; Metazoa; Chordata; Lepidosauria; Squamata; Cordylidae. The coding region runs from base 317 to 1093 and encodes 258 amino acids. The transcript is spliced from 8 exons.
GUCCCUGCGAGGAAAAGGAAAAAGGGGUACUGGAUAAUCCUCAGAGGCAGGGAGUGGUGGGAAGAGACUGUAAGCUCCUUGAGGGCAGGGAGCCAGUCUCCUUUGCUUGAUUACAAAGCCCCAUUGAUAGUGCCACCCUGAGCAUGUUUAAAAAGAAGAAGCAUGCAUUUUCCUCAUUCCUUUGACUAUGUCGAGCCCUUUGUGACCUCUUCGACGAAAAGCGGCAUACGCAUAUUCAUUAUAACAAGGAGGUUCAACUGGUCUCUGUGGGAGUUAAUGCCUGCUCCUGCUGUGCUGCGCCUUCCAAGCUGUUUCAAUGGGGUCUUCACAGUCUGUGGGCACUGGCUCUUACUACUCCAAGUGGCCAGUAGAGGAAGGUGAUGGUGGAGAUGAUGAUGAAGACUUGCUGGACAACAAAGAUCGGGAGGAAGACAUUGCCAGAUUCCCCUACGUGGAAUUCACUGGGCGAGACAGCAUCACUUGCCCCACCUGCCAAGGCACUGGCUGCAUCCCCACAGAGCAAGUUAAUGAGUUGGUGGCUCUAAUACCAUACCACGACCAGAGGUUAAAACCUCAAAGAACGAAACUCUAUGUCUUGGUAUCUGUGCUACUCUGCCUCCUGGUGUCAGGGCUGGUGGUCUUCUUUCUUUUCCCACAUUCGGUCCUCGUGGAUGACAAUGGCAUCAAAGUGGUUACAGUCUGGUUUGAUGAUGAAAACUCCAUUGUCGUCCUUGCCAUCACGGCCACUCUCCGGAUCAGAAACUCCAAUUUCUACUCUGUAGCAGUAACCAAUUUGGCCAGUCAGGUGCAGUACAUGAAUACUGUGGUUGGAAGAAAACAGAUUAAUAAUGUCACCCAUAUCCAGCCACUGAGUGACCAGCUGGUGAAUUUCACGGUGAAAGCUGAGAUGGGUGAACCUUUUUCUUAUGCAUACUUCUUUUGCACGUUUCCCAGAAUCAGCGUGCACAACAUUAUGAUUUUCAUGAGGACUUCAGUGAAGAUCUCCUAUAUUGGCCACAUAACUCAGAGUUCCUUGGAGACCCAUCACUAUGUUGACUGUGGGGCAAACUUCACAGCUGCCUACAGUGCCUAGCCAGUACCUACACCACUCUCUCUCUCUCUCUCUGCAAGGUCUAACUCAAGAGAACGGCUCAAGUCAGUGGCUGCCUCUCAGCGAUCACUGCAUGCUGGCUUCUGAUGUUUUAGAACCUUAAGACUGCUUUUGAUGGAAUUCUGUUCUUAACUGAGAGAAGGGAAGAGAGAUUGCUGUGAAAUGGAAGGUGUGAUCAUUGCAAACAUGUAGCCCUCGUGCACUUUUCUGUGGCUUGCUGGCUUGUACCUCUGCCCCGAUUGGAAGCAGCUGUACUUGGCUUCUCCCUUUCUUGCCUCAAAACAGUAGGCUCCAGAUGGUGGUUCCUUUCCCCUUUCCCUUCCAAGACCCUGUCAACUCUCCUAAUGUUAAGGAGAAGCCAAGAAAGGUGAAGAUGCUCCAUCCCUUAUUCAGCCAGAAUAGCAAAGUGUUUCCUGGGAAGAUGCUUCACACUGCUUUUUUGCCAAAGUGGAAACUGAUUUCCCAGUCUGGAAGGUGAAGUAAUCUUGCACUCACCCCACUCAUGUACUGUUUGGGGACACCUGUCUUGCUUAUUGUCAAAGAGUGCAAUUAACUGUGGAUAUAUUGUGUGCAAGUCCCAGUGAAACACAUUAAUGUGCAAUAGUUGCGGCCUCUGAACUGGAUGGGGGAUUCUUCCUGGGUACAGUCCUUUAUCCUAGCAGUGACUGUAUCUACAGUGUGCUGUGACAAAACCUCCUUUCAUGUCUAAGUGCACCAUUCUAAAGGAGCACUGUUGAUAUGGAGCUUCUUUCCUCCUUUUGUGCAAAUGUUUGCUUCUUUGAGAGUAAACAUCAUUGAAUGGUUGCAGGUCUCCUGAUCUUUGCAUUGGUGGGGCGGCGGUGGUGGUGGUGAACCUCUAAGCAAUGACUUUAAAACAAACAAACCUUUGUAGCUCCUGAUUCUCCAGGCUGGGAGACUUUUGUGCCAGUCUAGCUGGCCAGCAUUAUUAGGCUUGGGGUUUUUUGGUACUUUAUUUUCAGUAAAGAAAGCUAUUAAAGUCUUUUCAGUGUUGCUGUCUAAAUGGCUCCUUGCCCUGCAAGGAUCUAGAUGCAAUAACGCUGCAUACAAAGUAAGAAAAUAAAGUUAGGAUUUGAGUGACUCCUACCACUGGUGAACUACUAAUUCUUUUUCUUUGUAAUUUUUUAUAACUUCAGAUAUUAGUUACACCAGUUCAUCCUCAAAUUCUUCAGUUGUCUAGCCAGUCUGCUGCAGUGUGUUUUGCUGUCAUAGGUUUCCAUUUCUACUAUUUUGUUAAAUGAAUUUUAACUGUUUUUGCAUAUUAAACUUGAAUCUUCCAAUACAACCCAGGCCUUUUGCUUGGCAGACUCUCUGUGGAACUGAAAAUUCCACAGCUAAUACAACUUUUAAAUCAUC